This is a messenger RNA of Ilex paraguariensis (yerba mate), 732 nucleotides long. Lineage: Eukaryota; Viridiplantae; Streptophyta; Magnoliopsida; Aquifoliales; Aquifoliaceae. The record is from the annotation of a GenBank genome assembly.
AUGCUAAGCUCGAAUUUGGCACGAACUUCAACAACAGACGAUCCUUGGGUUGUAUGUCGAAUUUUCAGAAAAAGAAACUUCCCCAAGACCCUCCAAAGUCCCCAAUGCACAUUAUCGUCUCCAGAUUCCAGGGCCCAACCUCAUAAUUCAAUUGAAAAUGAUGUUGUUCUUAGUAAAACAUUUAAAAACAAGGCGAAGUGUUGCAAGCAACAAAAAAGAGAAAUCAUCGAUAGGAACAUCAACAACAGUAAGAUCUUGCAUUACCCGAAUCAAAUUGACAGGCAAAUCAGUGAGGAGUUUCCUAAUAUGUUCUUGCCUUUUCCAAUUCCUAGCCCAGCAAUUCCAAGAGUUUCAACAUCAUUUCCUGUUAGUAAUUUGGCUGUUAAUCUAGAAUCUUGUUUUGAGGAUUGUGAUCUUUUACUCAAUGAGAUGCUCUCAGAAACCGAACCUUCUAGCACCAACCCUAGCAGUGCUUGCACAUUGAAAAUUGGCGAGGCACCGGAGGAAAGGCCACGUGGUUGGGCUGCAGUGGACCAGCUUGUGGCAAGUCAACUCAAUGGCCAAUCCGAGACACCAGAGCAAUUAUCUGGGUAUGGUCACUCCACCAAGGACUUCUGUUUAUCUCCUCUUGAUGAUGUACCAUCAUUUCAAUUAUGUUCAAAUGGACCAAAUCAAGCUGCCCAAGUAGGGGCGGAGCUACAGUGGGGGCAGCUGCCUCGACUAGAAUUUUAA